This is a messenger RNA of Phoenix dactylifera (date palm), 826 nucleotides long. The record is from RefSeq and is a predicted model, not a curated record. Lineage: Eukaryota; Viridiplantae; Streptophyta; Magnoliopsida; Arecales; Arecaceae.
UUAUCAUUCUAUAGCUACAAAAAAACUGAAACCCCUUCACCUCUUCCAUCUCUCUCUCAUUUCCCUUCUUUCAUCAAUCAUGGCAACGAGUGCUAGUCUCUCCAAACCAUCCAAAAGGUUCUCCAACAACACCUUCAAGCUAACCCUCCACCGUCGUCACCGAUCUAAGCCCAGCUUGCCAACCCCUCCCAUGUCCCCCCCCAGCAUUUCCAGCCGGCGGGCCGACGUCGACGACCAUCGUGAAGCGUUCCACCGUUUCGAUGCAAACGGCGAUGGCAAGAUAUCGAGCGACGAGCUCAAGUCCUUCCUUGCAUCGGCCGGGGAGGAGGUGGCGUUGGAAGAGGCUGAGAGGGUGAUCGGCGACGUCGACUCGGACGGCGAUGGCCUGAUGGAUUAUGGGGAUUUUGCGAGGCUGAUGGAGGAGGGUGGCGCCGGAGGGGACGAGGACUUGAGGAGAGCGUUUGAGAUGUUUGAGGUGGAGAAGGGGUCGGGGUGCAUCACACCUAAGGGGCUGCAGGGGGUUCUGGGCCGUUUAGGGGACGUGAGAUCUAACGAGGAGUGUGCGAACAUGAUAAGGGCUUAUGAUUUGGAUGGGAAUGGUGUGAUCGACUACCAUGAGUUCCACUGCAUGAUGACUUCAUGAUUUGUAGAUGACUGUGUUCAUAAUAAGUUUUCCACUGCAGAUAUACUGCCUCGAGUCAUGUAUAUAUAGCUAAGCAAUAAUAAUUUUCACUACUGUAAUUGAGUGCAAACUCUGUAUAAUCUUGGUUGUGGGAAAUUCUUGCAAUCAGUAUAUAUAUGCAACAUAUUUCUAUUAGCUCUGUAA